Molecule: messenger RNA, 2580 nt
Organism: Hypoxylon trugodes
Lineage: Eukaryota; Fungi; Ascomycota; Sordariomycetes; Xylariales; Hypoxylaceae
Product: HSP90-domain-containing protein
Exons: 2
Coding region: 200-2311 (703 amino acids)
Biological process (GO): protein stabilization; protein folding; cellular response to heat
Cellular component (GO): perinuclear region of cytoplasm; plasma membrane; protein-containing complex
Molecular function (GO): ATP hydrolysis activity; ATP-dependent protein folding chaperone; ATP binding
Source: RefSeq, a predicted model, not a curated record
CUUUAUUUUGCGUGUAUUGGAGAAUUUCUUGUCUACCCCGCCACGCCGCCAAUUUUGUAAAUGCCAUAGCACCAAACCAAUAUUUCCUUACCUAUUCUAUUCUUCCCUAUUUUCUCCCCGCAAUUACUUCUACUGUAAUUUAAUCAUACUAACCCAUUGAUCGUACAGACUCCAUCUUCCAUUCACAUCCAUACUCAACAUGGCGGAGACGUUCGAGUUCCAGGCUGAGAUCUCUCAGCUUCUCUCCCUCAUCAUUAACACCGUCUACUCCAACAAGGAGAUUUUCCUACGAGAGUUAGUAUCCAACUGCUCAGAUGCUCUCGACAAGAUCCGAUACGAGGCCCUUUCGGACCCGAGCAAGCUCGAGGCCAACAAGGACCUCCGUAUCGACAUCAUCCCCGACAAGGAGAACAAGACCUUGACUAUCCGUGAUACCGGUAUUGGUAUGACUAAGGCUGACCUUGUCAACAACUUGGGUACCAUCGCUCGAUCGGGUACCAAGCAGUUCAUGGAGGCUUUGACCGCUGGUGCUGAUGUUUCUAUGAUUGGCCAAUUCGGUGUCGGUUUCUACUCGGCUUACCUUGUUGCCGACCGAGUCACAUUCAUCUCCAAGCACAACGAUGACGAGCAGUACAUCUGGGAGUCGUCUGCUGGUGGUACCUUCAGCGUCAAGCCUGACACUGAUGGCGAGCCCCUUGGCCGUGGCUCUAAGCUAAUCCUUCACCUCAAGGAUGAGCAGACUGAGUACCUCAACGAGAGCAAGAUCAAGGAGGUCAUCAAGAAGCACUCCGAGUUCAUCUCUUACCCCAUCUACCUACACGUCCUAAAGGAGACUGAGAAGGAAGUCCCCGAUGAGGAUGCUGAGGCUGAGGAGGUUGAAGAAGAGGGUGACGACAAGAAGCCCAAGAUCGAGGAGGUUGAUGACGAGGACGAAGAAAAGGAGAAGAAGAAGAAGACCAAGAAGGUCAAGGAGACUUCUAUCGAGGAGGAAGAACUCAACAAGCAGAAGCCCAUCUGGACUCGCAACCCUCAAGACAUCACCCAAGAGGAGUAUGCCGCCUUCUACAAGUCUCUCUCCAACGACUGGGAAGACCACCUUGCCGUCAAGCACUUCUCUGUUGAGGGUCAGCUUGAGUUCCGAGCUAUCCUAUUCGUGCCCAAGCGCGCUCCCUUCGAUCUCUUCGAGACCAAGAAGACCAAGAACAACAUCAAGCUCUACGUCCGUCGUGUCUUCAUCACCGAUGAUGCCACUGAUCUCAUCCCUGAGUGGCUCAGCUUCGUCAAGGGUGUUGUUGACUCUGAGGAUCUUCCUCUCAACCUGUCCCGUGAGACUCUCCAGCAGAACAAGAUCAUGAAGGUCAUUAAGAAGAACAUCAUCAAGAAGGCCCUUGAGCUGUUCACCGAGAUCGCCGAAGACAAGGAGCAGUUCGACAAGUUCUACAGCGCUUUCUCUAAGAACUUGAAGCUUGGUAUCCACGAGGAUUCUCAGAACCGUCAGAUACUCGCCAAGCUUCUGCGAUUCAACUCAACCAAGUCUGGCGACGAGCAAACCUCUCUGGCCGACUAUGUCACCCGCAUGGCUGAGCACCAGAAGAAUAUCUACUACAUCACUGGCGAGUCUAUCAAGGCCGUCUCCAAGUCUCCUUUCUUGGACGCGCUCAAGGAGAAGAACUUCGAGGUUCUUUUCUUGGUUGACCCCAUUGAUGAGUACGCCAUGACUCAGUUGAAGGAGUUCGAAGGCAAGAAGCUUGUCGACAUUACCAAGGACUUUGAUCUUGAGGAGACCGAGGAGGAGAAGAAGGCUCGUGAGGCCGAGGAGAAGGAAUACGAAAGCCUUGCCAAAUCGCUGAAGAACGUUCUCGGCGACAAGGUCGAGAAGGUUGUUGUCUCUCACAAGCUCGUUGGCUCUCCUUGUGCCAUCCGAACUGGUCAGUUCGGUUGGUCUGCUAACAUGGAACGUAUCAUGAAGGCCCAGGCUCUCCGUGACACUUCCAUGAGCAGCUACAUGAGCUCUAAGAAGACCUUUGAGAUUUCUCCCAAGUCUCCUAUCAUCAAGGAGCUCAAGAAGAAGGUCGAGGCCGAUGGCGAGAACGACAAGACUGUCAAGUCGAUUGUCCAGCUUCUUUUCGAGACCUCUCUGCUAGUCUCCGGUUUCACUAUUGAGGAACCCGCUGGCUUCGCUGAGCGUAUCCACAAGCUCGUCUCUCUUGGUCUAAACCUGGAUGAGGAACCCGAGGUCGAGGAGGUACCGGCUACUGCCGACACCGCCGCCGCAGAGACCGGUGACAGUGCCAUGGAAGAGGUCGACUAAAGGGACUGAAAAUGGAAAUGGAAAUCGCAAAAGUUCUUCGGAGUUUGGAUGGUUUCGGGGCUAUUUCCGGUAGACAUCAUCUUUUGGGUGGAUAUCCCCCAAAUAAUUCUUCGCCUUUCCAGGGAUGGAGGCGUGAUAAUUCCUAGCAGGGUUUAGUUAUUGCUAGCUGAUUGAUGCAUUCCGGUGUUCCUCAUGUAUUUUACACACUUAUGCCGUUACGAGGAUGGUUAGAGGUCGGAUUGAUCCACAGAGGAAAUGAAGUUCGCUAU